Ambispora leptoticha is the source of this 765-nucleotide messenger RNA. Lineage: Eukaryota; Fungi; Glomeromycota; Glomeromycetes; Archaeosporales; Ambisporaceae. The record is from the annotation of a GenBank genome assembly.
UUAAUCUACAUUCAUCUUGAAAUAUUCAAACUUGAAGUUCUAAUCUCUGGCUUUAAAGCUCACGCACUGGCUGUUAUUAGCCAAAGAGCAAAAGAAUUCUCUAACGAUAUUUAUUUCGUCGCUUUGUUCCUCUUUCCAGCUUACAAAAAUAUGGCCAUAUCAAAGUAUAUGGAUGGAGAUCGUCUUCUCCGUGGAUGCUUAGAAUUGGCCAAGGCCUGGAACUUUGAAAAAAGAGAUGCGGGUUUGCUUUAUAAAGAGUUGAUUAGCUACAAAAGCAACAAUCCCCCAUUCGAUCAUAUUAAACUUAAUAUUAAACAGUCACCUAGAUCCUUUUGGGCGAAUUUUACCGGAAAUUCGCCCAUUCUUCGCCAAUUUGCCAUGAAAGUUCUCGCUAUUGUACCUCAUGGUGCUGCUUGCGAACGAUUAUUCUCUUCUUUGGGCCUUACUAAAUCUAAAACUAGGAAUCGUCUUUCUCCUGACACUCUUUCCAAACUUGGGCAGAUCAAAAAUGAACUUCAGCAAUUCGUCUCCAAAAAAAAGAAAAAAGACCAACAGAAAACUAUCUCAAUACCUGAGUCUUCCGAAAAAAAUGUUGGCAUAUUUUUUGAAGAGACGGAAGUUGAUAAUUCUAUUAUGGAGGAUUUUUUCGAUUUUGAGGCAUUUCAAAAGGAUCAAAAAAAUUUUUCUUCUUUUGAAGUUCACGAUUCUUCAACAACUGUAGAAAGUGAAGAAUGGUCUAUUGAGGACAUUUUACAAAACCAAUAA